Neltuma alba is the source of this 2139-nucleotide messenger RNA. Its product is annotated as peroxisomal fatty acid beta-oxidation multifunctional protein-like. Gene Ontology annotation, biological process: fatty acid beta-oxidation. The record is from RefSeq and is a predicted model, not a curated record. Gene Ontology annotation, molecular function: NAD+ binding; (3S)-3-hydroxyacyl-CoA dehydrogenase (NAD+) activity. The transcript is spliced from 18 exons. The coding region runs from base 10 to 2139 and encodes 709 amino acids. Lineage: Eukaryota; Viridiplantae; Streptophyta; Magnoliopsida; Fabales; Fabaceae. Gene Ontology annotation, cellular component: peroxisome.
AGGAGCAUCAUGAUGAUGGUGAAGAUGCAAGUUGAGAGUGAGGGUGUUGCUGUUAUUUCUAUGUGUAAUCCACCCGUUAAUGCAUUAACUCUUCAAGGUCUUGCAGAACUGAAGAACAAAUACAUGGAAGCAAUGGAAAGAGAUGAUGUGAAGGCCAUUAUCUUGAUGGGUGACGGUGGGAAAUUCUCUGGAGGUUUGGACAUAAAUGUGAUGCGGACUAUGCAGGAAACUGGUGACGUCUCGGUUGUGACAAACAUGUCUCGUGAUCUCGUGAUUAAUGUUAUUGAAGAUGGCAAAAAGCCUUCAGUCGCUGCCGUACAAGGAUAUGCCCUUGGAGGUGGUCUUGAGUUGGCCAUGGCAUGCAGUGCACGUCUUGCUACGCCGGAAGCAAAACUUGGCUUGCCUGAGCUGACUUUUGGGGUCAUUCCAGGAUGUGGAGGCACACAGCGUCUUCCAAGGCUUGUUGGAGUUUCCAAAGCCGUCAACAUGUUGAUGUCCUCGGAGAGUAUAAUGUCGGAAGAGGGGAAGGAAAUAGGGCUGAUUGAUGAAGUUGUGUCAGCGCAAGAGUUACUACGAGUUUCGCUUGCGUGGGCUUUGGACAUAGUCGAGGGACGUAAAAGCCGCACCAAUUCACUCUCCAAAACUGAUAGACUUGCUUCAAUGUCUGAUCUACAUGCCCUCUUCAACACAGAAACUGCCAUGCCCCAUCACAAGGCUUGCCUUGACGUCGUCAGAUAUGGUAUUGUUUCUGGAGGUUAUUGUGGUCUCUCAAAGGAGCAGAAGUUAUUCGAAGAACUGGUGCUCUCAAAUACUGCGAAAGCAUCUGUUCACUUACAUUUUGCUCAACGGGCGACCUCAGAGGUAGCUGGCAUUACGGACGUGGGACUGACGCCACGCAAAAUGAAGAGGGUUGGGGUGAUUGGUGGUGGAUUGAUGGGUUCUUGUAUUGCCACUGCUCUUAUCUUAGCGAACAUCAAUGUUAUACUCAAAGAAAUCAAUACCGAGUAUCUACAAAAAGCUAUAACAAAAAUACAAGCAAAUCUGGAAGGACUAUUAAGGAAAGGGAAGCUUGGACACGAUGAGGUAGUGAAGUCCCUUUCGAUGCUUAAAGGCGUGUCGGAUUACUCGGAUUUCAAAGAAUUGGAUAUGACUAUUGAGGCUGUUUAUGAGGAAGUGUCCCUAAAGCAAUCAGUAUUUGAAGAAGUCGAGAAGAACUGUCCUGAUCACUGUAUCUUGGCGUCAACCACAUCUUCCAUUGAUUUAAAUAUAAUUGGAAAUAAGACCAAAUCGCAGGAUCGAAUAGUAGGAGCACACUUCUUCAGUCCUGCUCAUAUCAUGCCUCUCUUGGAAAUCAUACCGACCGAGAAAACUAGCGCACAAGUGGUUGUUGAUCUUAUAACAGUUGGGAAGGAGCUGAAGAAAGUACCUUUGGUUGUCAAGAACUGCCCUGCUUUUGCUGUUAAUCGCACUUUCUUCCCAUAUACGCAAGCCGCCUAUUUCUUGGCAGAUUUGGGGAUUGAUAUCUUCAGGAUUGACAAAGUAAUCACCACAUUUGGCAUGCCAAUGGGGCCUUUCCAGUUUCAUGACAUAACUGGAUAUGGAAUAGCCCUAGCUGCUAACAAAGAGAUUGACAAAGCCUUCUCAGAUCGUACAUACAUAUCUCCUCUACUUGAUCUUAUAGUCAGCAGUGGCCGAACAGGCAAAAGCAAUGGAAAAGGUUAUUAUCUAUACGAGAAGAGGGGCAACCCGCCGAUUCCUGACCUAUCUGUGCUGCCAAUAGUUGAGGAAUCCAGAAGAAAGAUGAACAUCAUCCCCCAAGGACAGUGUGUGAUGACGCUGAGUGACCAAGAAAUUGUGGAAAUGGUUUUCUUUCCUGUGGUGAAUGAGGCAUGCCGUGUCAUAGACGAAGGGGUUGUUGCUAAAGCUUCAGACCUUGAUGUUGCUUCUGUUCUAGGAAUGAAGUUUCCAUCUCACCUGGGAGGAAUAAUUUUCUGGGGCGACAUGAUAGGACCUAAGUACAUUCAUGAAAGUCUAACCAAGUGGGAAAAGAUGUAUGGUGGCUUUUUCAAACCAUCAAAUUAUUUGGCAGAAAGAGCUGCAAGAGGCAAACUCCUGAGUGAUCCUGCCCCAUCUCCAUAA